Messenger RNA from Condylura cristata (star-nosed mole), 2808 nucleotides. It is a transcript of the gene ATP6V0A4, whose product is annotated as ATPase, H+ transporting, lysosomal V0 subunit a4. NCBI's taxonomy places the organism in Eukaryota, Metazoa, Chordata, Mammalia, Eulipotyphla, Talpidae. The transcript has 20 exons. The record is from RefSeq and is a predicted model, not a curated record. Gene Ontology annotation, cellular component: vacuolar proton-transporting V-type ATPase complex; plasma membrane; vacuolar proton-transporting V-type ATPase, V0 domain. Bases 1 to 2520 code for a protein of 839 amino acids. Gene Ontology annotation, biological process: vacuolar acidification; proton transmembrane transport. Gene Ontology annotation, molecular function: ATPase binding; proton-transporting ATPase activity, rotational mechanism.
AUGGCGUCUGUGUUUCGAAGUGAGGAGAUGUGUUUGUCACAACUGUUUCUCCAGGUGGAAGCUGCUUACUGCUGUGUCGCUGAGCUUGGAGAGCUUGGGUUGGUUCAGUUCAAAGACUUAAACAUGAACGUGAACAGCUUCCAAAGGAAAUUUGUGAAUGAAGUCAGAAGGUGCGAGUCGCUGGAGAGAAUCCUCCGUUUUCUGGAAAAUGAGAUGCAAAAUGAGAUUGUGGCCCAGUUACCUGAGAAGUACCCAGUGACUCCUCUCCCACGGGAAAUGAUUAGCCUGGAGACUGUUCUAGAAAAACUGGAAGGAGAGUUACAGGAAGCCAACCAGAACCAGCAGGCUUUGAAGAAAAGCUUCCUAGAACUGACUGAACUCAAACAUCUCCUGAAGAAGACCCAGGACUUCUUCGAGAAGGAGACCAACUUGGCUGAUGACUUCUUUACUGAAGACACUUCCGGUCUCCUGGAGUUGAGAGCCAUGCCCGCGUACAUGUCUGGAAAGCUGGGGUUCACGACCGGUGUGAUAAACAGGGAGAGGAUGGCUUCCUUUGAGAGGCUGCUGUGGCGAGUUUGCCGAGGAAACAUCUACCUGAAGUUCAGCGAGAUGGACACGGUUUUGGAAGAUCCCGUCACGAAAGAAGAAAUUAAAAAGAAUAUAUUUAUCAUAUUUUAUCAAGGGGAGCAGCUCAGACAGAAAAUCAAGAAGAUCUGCGAUGGGUUUCGAGCCACCAUCUACCCCUGCCCGGAGCCCGCGGCGGAGCGCAGAGAGAUGCUCGCUGGUGUCAACAUGAGGCUGGAAGACUUAAUCACUGUCAUAACGCAAACGGAGUCUCACCGUCAGCGCCUCCUGCAGGAAGCCGCUGCCAGCUGGCACUCCUGGGCCAUCAAGGUGCAGAAGAUGAAGGCCGUCUACCACAUCCUGAACAUGUGCAACAUCGACGUCACCCAGCAGUGCGUCAUCGCUGAGAUCUGGUUCCCAGUGGCUGACGCUGCGCGCAUCAAGCGGACCCUGGAGCAGGGCGCGUACCUCAGUGGCUCCUCCGUGGUCCCCAUCAUGACUACAGUGCAGUCUAAAGCAGACCCUCCCACAUUUAACAGGACCAAUAAAUUCACAGCUGGCUUCCAGAAUAUUGUGGAUGCAUAUGGCGUUGGCAAUUACCGGGAGAUAAACCCAGCUCCCUACACCAUCAUCACGUUCCCGUUCCUGUUUGCCGUGAUGUUCGGAGACUGUGGCCAUGGGACGGUGAUGCUGCUGGCAGCCCUCUGGAUGGUGCUCAAUGAGAGACGCCUGCUGUCCCAGAAGAGCGACAACGAGAUCUGGAACACGUUCUUCCACGGACGCUAUCUGAUACUCCUUAUGGGUAUCUUCUCCAUCUACACCGGCCUGAUCUACAACGACUGCUUCUCCAAGUCUUUCAACAUUUUCGGCUCUUCCUGGAGUGUCCGACCCAUGUUCAGAAAUGGCACGUGGAAUAAGCACACAAUAGAAGAAAAUCCACUUUUGCAGCUGGACCCUGCCAUUCCAGGAGUGUUCUCUGGAAAUCCAUACCCGUUUGGGAUUGAUCCGAUCUGGAACUUGGCUUCAAACAAACUAACUUUCUUGAACUCCUACAAAAUGAAGAUGUCCGUUAUCCUGGGCAUUGUCCAGAUGGUUUUUGGGGUCAUCCUCAGCCUUUUCAAUCACGUAUACUUCAGGAAAAUUCUUAACAUCCUUCUGCAAUUUAUCCCUGAGAUGAUUUUCAUCCUGUGCCUGUUUGGAUACCUGGUUUUCAUGAUCAUCUUCAAGUGGUGCCACUUUGACGUGCAUGCAUCCCAGCACGCCCCCAGCAUCCUCAUCCACUUCAUCAACAUGUUCCUGUUUAACUACAGCGACUCUUCUAACGCCCCCCUGUACAAACACCAGCAAGAAGUCCAGAGUUUCUUUGUCGUUAUGGCUCUGGUUUCUGUGCCGUGGAUGCUUUUGAUCAAGCCAUUUAUUCUUAGAGCCAAUCACCGGAAGUCCCAGCGACAGGCAUCCAUGAUCCAGGAAAAUGCCAUCGAGGACACUGACGGGGAGAACUCCACCCUGUACGUGAGCACUGGUCCAAAGGCAGCUGCAGGCGCCCACGAAUCCCAGGACCAUGAAGAAGAGUUCAACUUUGGAGACGUCUUUGUGCACCAGGCCAUCCACACCAUCGAGUACUGCCUGGGCUGCAUCUCGAACACGGCCUCCUACCUCCGCCUCUGGGCACUCAGCCUGGCCCACGCUCAGCUGUCCGAGGUGCUCUGGACCAUGGUGAUGAGCAUCGGCUUCCGCAUAAAGGGCUGGGGAGGCCUCGUCGGCGUCUUCGUCAUCUUCGCCUGUUUUGCCGUCCUGACGGUCGCCAUCCUCCUCAUCAUGGAGGGCCUCUCGGCGUUCCUGCACGCGCUGCGCCUGCACUGGGUGGAGUUCCAGAACAAGUUCUACACGGGGGCUGGUUACAAGUUCACGCCGUUCUCCUUUAAACACAUCCUGGAGGGGCCUGGUGAGCAGUAGCACAGCCUGGUCUCUGCCAAAGAGAGAAGUUUGCUCUGGUCUUUCAGUCGCCUGGCAAGGUGGCCGGAGGAUGGUUGUUCUUGGCCCACAGGAGGCAGGAAGUGUGUGUUUAUAAUGAGCCCUGGGAUUUGAUGGGACGCAGCCUGCCUCAGAGGAGGACUCGGCCAGUGAUUCAGUCUCACGCGGAACCUUAGUUGUCAAACACAAAGUGAUUGCCGGAUGGGGUGGGGGUUGCUAAACCGGUGUUGUCUUGCGCCAUUUUAAGUAUUAUAUUUAAGAAAAUAAACU